GUUCUUAUUUCAAAUUCAUUCAAUCAGAUGAAGUGAAGCAAAACAAGGUUUUCGCGCGCAUUAGUGAAGUGCUGGAUUUAUAAUAGCUUAGUUUUAAUUAUUAUCUCAGAGCUUUGUUUGAAUAUCUGAAACAAUUAAUAACUGAUUCAGAAUGUUUUCAAAAGCUAAACGAUUUGAACCUCUACCUCCACCAAAAAGCCUUGUGAUAUCUACAAACAAACAUGAUAAAGAUAAAGUUCAAAAAGCUUGCACCAAAUCACUAUCAAUUCCAUCUAAACAAACAGCAGCUUCUGCCUCAUCCACUUCAGUGCCAGGAUCUCAAAGUAUAAUAACUAAGAGGGAUACAAAUUCUAAUUGCAGCAGUUCAGCACAAAGUGUGCGCUCUUUUGUGACUCCAAAACCAGUAAAAAAUCUAACUAAUAGCAGAGCUGUUAGCAGUGCAAAAAAAACUUGUUCUAACAAUGGAAAACCAAUCAGAAAAGAAAGCAAGGAGGAAGUUCUAAAAGCUCAAGAGGUAGAAAUUCAAAACAAGAACCACACAUUAAUGGAGUAUAGGAAACAAAUAGAAGAAUUAAAAUCUGAGAUUGCUGAACUUCAAAGAUCAAUAAACACUUGCAAUGAAUUAGACAAGAAAUUUUCACAAAUUAAUUUAAAUGAAAACUAUGAAAAACCUGGAAAAGAAAAUAGUAUAAACAUUUCUGAAGUUUUCAAACCUGAUGAUAAUAUCAACAAUCUCAAAAAUACUAUAUCUCAACUAGAAAACCAAUGUGAAAAGUUAGAGGAGGAAGUUAGCAGCAAGCAAGUAGAAUUAUCAGCUCUUGAAGAGGUGAUUACAAUAAGGGAUAGCUUAUGUAAAGAUUUACAGGAUAAACUGUCUUCAACUGAAUUAUGCCUGGAGGAAACACGCCAGAGGCUAGAAAUGGUGAAGGGACAUCAUGCACUAGCAUUAGAAGCUAAUGAAAGUAUCAGACGAGAAUACAAAAUAGAAUUAGAAACAAUAAAAACUAAACUGGAGGAAGAAAAACAAGCUAUUAUAUGCAAAAAUAAAGCUGAUCAAGAGAGUAUGAAAUUAAGAUAUGAUGAUAUAAUUGAAUCUAUCAAAAACCAGAUGUUGAAAGAAAAAGAUGAUGUUAUUCAUGAGUUACAAGAACAGCUGAAUACCAAAGAACGAGAAUUUAAAGCUAAAUUUGAUCAAAUAAAUGAAGCUACACAUGAAAAGCUUAGGCUAUGUGAGAUUCAAUUUGAGGAACGGGCAAGAGCUAUCCAAGAUCACUGGUCUCUACAGCAAUCUAAAAUUCAGUAUUUGGAAAAAGAAACCAAAGAUCUUCAAUAUAGUCUUAGUGUUACUGAAGAACAAAAUAUAAAAUUACAAUCAGAAAUCAACAUUUUGAAAAAUGAAAGUGAAUCAUUAAAAUCUGAAAAAUUCAAUAUUCUCAAACAAAUAGACGAAUUAAAAGAUGAGUCAAAAAAGAAAAUUAUAGAUUUUGAGAAUCAAAUUAAUAAAUUAACUGUAGAAGUUGACAAAGCAACCAAAGAAAAAAGCAGAUUUGAAAUGUCAUUAUCGGUGACUAGAGAUAUUGUCCAAGUGUUAACUAUGCGUUUGAGGGAAUCUGAUAGUGAGCUUGAACAUUUAGAAAACACUGUACAGACAUUAACAAAUGAUAAAGAGAUUUUGGAAAAUGAACUUGCAUCAUACAAAGGCACAUUAAAAAAAACAGUUCUGGAAUGCAAUGAGUACAAGGAUGCUCUUGUAAAUAUAUUGAAAUCGAAGGCCGCACUGGCGAAAGAACACAAUCGCAUUAUGGAACAUAAUGUUUCUUUAAUUGAAAGCUUACAAAAUGUUGAAAAGGAAGCUUAUCGUGAACUUGGAUCUAUAAAGAGUGAACUCAUUGAAGAUGUUGAAAUGCUAAAGAAGGAAUCAAAUAGCCAAAUACAGAUGCUUCGUGAAGAGGUAGAGAAGAAGCGAAUGUUGUGCGAGCUGGCAACUGAACAUGCAGGUCAAGCAACGGUAGCUGCAGAACAAUCGCGUGCGUUAUUAGCUCAAGCCGCCGCGGAAAUAAGCCGUCUCGAGGCUGAGAACGGGCGAUAUCAACAACAGAUUGAAGACCAACAGUCGUUGGUUGUAGAACUUUCCUUACUUCGUCAAGAGAAUGAGGAGCUAUCAAUGACUGUUGCUAAGCAAUCGUCGAUUAUAGAUAAAAUGAAGAAAGAUAUGGAACAGAUUCAGUCUAAACCGAAGUCUCCAUCAGCAAUGCGCAAGACACAUAAAUUAGGAAAGGAAAACUUUCAGACGGUCGUGUCGCCACUACGCGAACGUAACCACUAAAUCGUUCAAUUAUUAUAUGUAAGCCAAAGUUAAUAAAUAUUUUUCCAUUCUCUAUGAAACGUUGAUUAUGUAUGACUGAAGCCACUCUCGGAAUUAUAUUUUGUUAGGCUCAGAUCAAAUAAAAUUAUUUGAUCCGAGAUAUUAGGUACAAAAUAAUUAUGGUAGCUCUUGUUCCUGUUGUAAAAUGUUCAUUGAUAUUAUUAUUGGUUAUUUGAUACUGGUUUAUUUAUUUUCAAUUGCAAAGUAUAACCAUGUUUUAUUCGUACUUUAAGUGUAAUACUUUAGGUAUUUAUUAUUGUAUGUUAAAUUGUGUGACUGCAACCUUGUUUUCUAUUUUUUUACAAUAAAUGAAUUAUGAAUGAAGUUCUUUUAAAUUCUUAGUAAUUUUCCUAU
Messenger RNA from Chilo suppressalis (striped riceborer), 2719 nucleotides. Lineage: Eukaryota; Metazoa; Arthropoda; Insecta; Lepidoptera; Crambidae. The record is from the annotation of a GenBank genome assembly.